Molecule: messenger RNA, 10402 nt
Organism: Ruditapes philippinarum (Manila clam)
Lineage: Eukaryota; Metazoa; Mollusca; Bivalvia; Venerida; Veneridae
Exons: 66
Coding region: 161-10348 (3395 amino acids)
Biological process (GO): cell-matrix adhesion
Cellular component (GO): membrane
Molecular function (GO): calcium ion binding
Source: RefSeq, a predicted model, not a curated record
UAUCGUGGGGAUACCUGCUUGAAAACAGCUCAAAUGGACUCGUUAAUUGGAGUAUAUAUAGAAUGUCGCGCAUGCGACAACAACAGAACGAUCUGAACAAUCUAUGUAGCAGUACAAUAUAUGUCCUUUUCCGAUGUGAUUCAUUGUGACUAAUAUAAAGAUGAGUUUAAGAGAGGCUGUAGCUCUAUUGUUGAUAUUCUAUUUGGCACAGGUGGACGGAAAUUCCGUGUUAAAUGUUACGGGUAUUAGACUACCAGGAGGAAGUGGGACAUAUGAAGGACGUGUGGAAGUAAAUGUGAAUGGUGUUUGGGGAACAAUAUGUCACAAUUCGUUUGAUAUGAGAGACGCUAGAGUUUUGUGUAGAAUGAUGGGACUAUCAGCGACAACAUUUUUCACCGGAGCACAUUUUGGACAAGGCAUUGGUCAAAUAUUUGCACAAGAGCUCAGAUGUGGCGGACAUGAACAUCAUAUAAACCAAUGUUCUUUUGUUUCUAACGUGCAUUGCACACAUAGCUCCGAUGUAGGAAUCAUGUGCACAGGCUGUGGAGAAAUAGGUAUUACAAAUGGAAAGGUAGAGACCAUAUCUGCCAAUGGUACAGUGUUGUCAAUAUCUUGUUAUUCCGGGUAUUCUUCAAAUACAAACAUGUCUUCGUGUUUGAGUAAUGGAACUUGGUCUGUAUCUAAGAUAACCUGCAUAUCAUCAGGUUACCCAUUAAAUAUAUCUGGAUUAAGAUUAGCAAACGGCGUAGGUUUCCAUGAUGGUCGUAUAGAGAUUCUUGUUAAUGGUGUUUGGGGAACGAUAUGUGGUAACUCAUUUUCAACUAAUGAAGCUGAUGCAUUAUGCAAAAUGUUGGAAUUUAGUGGCAGAUUUAGACACUCUUAUUAUAGUUAUCCAUAUGGGAUGGGACAAGGGCCGAUAUAUCUGAGUAACCUUGAUUGUUCAGGCACGGAAACGCACAUCAAUAACUGUACAUAUACAGUAAACCACUCGUGUCCUCAUUAUUAUGACGCUUCUGUAGUAUGUAGGUAUACCCGAAACGUCACGGAUAUUCGUCUAGUAAAUGGAACUGGGCAAUAUGACGGCCGAUUGGAAAUUAAAAUGAAUAACACCUUUGGAACUAUUUGCAAUAGAUACUUCGACAAAUACGACGGUGCUGUACUCUGCAAGAUGCUAAAUCUGAAGUAUACACACCACUUCACAACUGCUUUAUAUGGGAGCGGCACUGGUCCGAUAUACAUAGAACGAUUAUUUUGCUCAAGCAGUCAUAAUCAUAUAAAUGACUGCUCUUUCUACCCAGCUGAUCGUUAUAACUGUGCCAACAAUAGGAUUCUAUCAUUAGUAUGCACGGAAUGCGGUGUCCCUGAUAUAGGAAACGCUGUUGUAUCAUCAUUUAAUGGUACAGUCCUGCUAGCGACUUGUGCAAGUGGUUACGUUCCAGAUACAAUAAGAUUACAAUGCCUAGAAAACGGAACAUGGAUACGGGACGACAGAUGCAAACUUCCUUACGAUUUUCCACUUAAUAUAACAGACGUUCGUCUCAUUAACGGUUAUGGGUCAUACGAGGGAGUUGUACAGUUUAAAGUAAAUAAUCAAUGGGGAUAUGUUUGCUACAACGACUUUGGUGACCCUGCUGCGAAAGUAGUGUGCAGUAUGUUGGGUUAUCAGUUUGUGAGGAAAAAUGUAUGGUCAACCAGUACUAAAAGGUACCCAGAAUAUAUCGAUCAGCCCAAGUGCAAUGGCACAGAAUCACAUAUCAACGAAUGUACUUAUACGAUACCAUAUUCUUGCCCAUCUGUUCGUUAUGCUCACGUUGAGUGUACAGGUUAUCAAUUGAACAUUUCUGGAAUAAGACUGGCAGGGACUUCAGGACCUUAUCAUGGCCGUGUUGAAAUAGAGGUUAAUGGUACAUGGGGAACAAUAUGUGAUCGAUACGUUUACGAAGACGAAUCAUAUGCGAUAUGCCAAAUGCUUGGUCUUGAGAGUUACAACUAUUACCACAAUGCAUAUUAUGGUGAGGGUAGCGGACCAGUUUACAUUGACAAACUAGAUUGUUAUAGUCGGCAAAAACAUAUAAAUGAUUGCAGGUAUGUUACGGAACAUACUUGCCAACACAGAGACGAUGUAUCCGUGAUGUGCUACGGUCCGAAACUUAAUAUUACUGAUGUGCGACUGGCCAAUGGAACUGGACCUUUUGAUGGUCGAGCUGAAAUCAAGGUCAAUGAUACAUGGGGCACUAUCUGUGAAAACAACUUUAACAUAAACGAUGCUGAUACAUUUUGCAACAUGCUUGGCCUGAAGGGCGCACAAUAUUUCACCGGUGCAACACACGGCGAAGGAACAGGUCCUGUGCAUGUUGACGAAUUAUUUUGCAGUAGUAACGAUAUCAACCUGAGUGACUGUAGAUAUUUGUUUCGAAACAUGUGCAAACACGACAGAGACGUGUCUGUAGUCUGUAAUGAUUGUGGACAACCGGAUAUAUACUACUGGGAUGUUGGUUACUUUAGCUACAAUGGAACAACACUUUAUGCCGAUUGUUCUUACUACAGAACAUAUAUAGGAACGCUGAAAAUGACAUGUGAUAACGUAACAAAAUCAUGGGUGACUGAAGGUGAAUGUAAGGAAUACAAAUUUCCUUUGGAUAUAACGGAUAUUCGAUUAGCUGGUGGUACUUUGCCAAGUAAUGGUCGAGUUGAACUUAAGGUUAUGGACACAUGGGGAACAGUUUGUGAUAAUUAUUUCGGAAAAGAAGAAGCUGAUACAGUUUGUCGGAUGAUUGGUUAUGCGCCUGCAUAUGAAGUUUAUUCUGGAGCUUAUUUUGGAGAAGGGAAAGGUCCGAUCUUUAUUGAUGAUCUCAAUUGUCUUCCAACCGCUUCACAUUUGAAUAACUGUACAUACGUUACCUAUGAUAACUGCGAUCAUUCCAAUGAUGUUUCGGUCGUGUGUACUGAUUGUGGAGAUCCAACACCAGUAAACGGGAACAUCAAUUCGUCUAAAACAAGCUAUGGAACUGUUGUUAAGGUUUCUUGUAAUAAUGGAUAUUUGCUUCUUGGAGAUGCGGUAAUAACUUGCCAGCUUAAUAACAACUGGACCGAUGUGCCGUCUUGCAAGUUAAUAGAUUGUCAAGACCCAACUCCGCCAAAUGGACAAAGUAACACUACUGACACUACUAAUGGAACAGUAGCUAAGAUAACGUGUGAUACUGGCUAUAAUUUGUCAGGCAAUGCCAUUAUUACAUGUCAGUCUAAUCAAACAUGGACAUACUAUCCAUCCUGCAACAUAGUUGACUGUGGAAUGCCCUCGCCCGUUAAUGCAAAAGUCACACUCUCAGAGAACAAAACAACAUACGGGGAAAUAGCCGUCAUCAGCUGCAAUAUAGGCUAUAGACCAGAUGGAAGCACGCCUGUGACUUGUUUAGCAAAUGGCACAUGGGAGACAUGGCCCCCAUGUAAUAUCAUAGAUUGUGGUGAUCCAACACCUAAAAACGGUAACAGAAAUUCCACCGACACAAUUUACGGCUCAGUAGUAUCAAUUACAUGCGAUCAUGGAUUGAAUAUCACAGGCAAUUCUACAAUCAUAUGUCAAGCUGACGGUACUUGGAGUGAUAACCCAGUUUGUGACGCUUCUGAUUGUGGUUUACUGUCAGUACCAAACGGCAAAGUAAAUGCAUCUUCCGGUACAACUGUGGGAUCUUCAGCUUUUGUGACAUGUAACGAGGGUUAUACUUUGGAUGGGUCCCCCAUGGUUGUCUGCACGUUAGAAGGGUGGAAUAGUAGUGUCUCCUGCCAGAAGCAAGAUUGUGGUGAUCCAACACCAGACAAUGGAGAAAGAGUUGAUAGCGGUGGAACUGACUUUGGCAGCAGUGCAACUAUAGAAUGUAACACUGGGUAUGAACUUAUAGGGAACAACAUUAUUACAUGUGACGACGGUGGUGUAUGGAGCGAUAAUCCUCUGUGUGAAAUAAAAGAUUGUAAAAGUCCUGAAAACUUACCAGAAAAUGGAAAAUGGGAUGACUCUGAAGGAACACAGUUCGGAGCGACAAUAUAUUUUGUAUGCGAUGACGGAUUUCUUCUUGUUGGAAGUACAUCAAUUACCUGUAAAAGUGAUGGGGAAUGGAGCUCAUUACCGCCUUCCUGUUUAGAAAAAUCAAAUAUAGGCGGUGCCUGUGUUAACAAUGAUUAUUGUAAAACCGAGAACGCCGAGUGUAUCAAACAUGUUUGCUCAUGUGUGUCUAGAAUACAUGACGAAAAAUCAAAUAAAUGUAAUAUAAUGCCUUUAUUACCGUAUGGACAUGAGUACAAAGAUACUGCAGUACAAAAGAGUAGCAUUUGUGGAGAAAAGAUAUCUUUUGCUCCGGGCAUUCCAUUGUUUGAUAAAAUGCAUAAAGAGUUAUAUGUAUGUUCAAAUGGUAUUAUAAGCUUUGAUAGUAAAUAUACAAAUCCAACACCUCCGAGGAACAGAGACGGUGUUUCUGAGUUUGCUAAUAGAACACUUGUAGCACCAUUCCAUGCGCCAAUCAAUUCAUCAUCGGGAUCUGUUUUCUACCGCAUCUAUGACAUUCAAAACAAUUACAAAAUGAUGAAAGAAGAUAGAGAGUCUCAGUAUAGUUUGGUUACGUACCUCGAAAACAUAGUGACAACAUUUGGAGACAUUGAUAAGUUUGAUGCCAGUUUUGUACUGCUAGCAACUUGGGACUCUAUGAAGGCAUCUAACAAUGAUUACGAUAAAACAAAGGCCUCUACAUUUCAAGCAGUAAUUAUUUCGGACGGUUCCGUAACAUUUUCUUUAUUCAUUUACGGCCAUGAUUUAAUGCAAUGGAGAUAUAAGGGAACCCAGAACCCGGCAAUUUGGGUUGGAUAUGCAAUAAAUCAAACUAAACCGUAUACCCAUCCAUUUUCGUUUUCUGACUUAUCACUUGGACUUGAGUCUGUAGAGCAAAGUUUGCCUUCAUCGUUUGACGGAGUAUCUGGUUUGAUAUUCAAACCAUUGUCAAGUGUGACUGACUCCAAACCAAACUAUGCUGUUGAAUGUAUCACAUGGUACAACGCAAAUCAAAAAGAGAAACAGAAAAAUGACAUUAUAGCAAGUCGACUUCCUGAUUGUCCUUGUGACAUAUGGUUAUCAAGGUUUGAUCCAUGGUUUUGGAAUAUUAGAAGGUGGUUGCAGACACCUUACACAUGCGUUGACAUGUUUCCUGGACAAAUAUACCAGCCCUAUGGAAAGUCAUGCUGUUACGACCUAUCAACAUGGCUUUGGACGGACAGACGGCCUGUGGCAGGCAGCUUUUAUCGGUAUCACCCAAAACAUAAUUUGGAUCAUUAUAUAAACGACAUAUAUCCAAAAGAAGUCUGCUGUGAGCUGUCCAACUACUGUAACCUUUUCUACGAAUUACGCCCUACUGGAGCGUGCUACAGACAUUCGCCCUAUGACUUUGGAAUAUUUUGGGGCGAUCCUCAUUUCCGAACAUUGGAUGGUCUAAACUUUACAUUUAAUGGCCUAGGAGAAUACACUCUUCUCAAAGUUCAAACAGAAAAUAUUUCCUUUGAUCUCCAAGCAAGAACGGAACGAGCAAGGAAACAAGAUGGGUCUCUGUCUGAGGCUACAGUUUUUAGUGCGUUCGCUGCAAAAGACUCUUCCGGUGCCACUUUUCAUGUAGAAAUGAACAAGGCCAAGAAUGGUCUAAAUCUCUACGGAAACAAUAUAGAUUUGACUGAUCAGUACAAUUCCCAUAAUGACAACGAAACAUCUUUCUCAUAUACAACCGACGAGGAAAACCUUGUUUUAUCAAAAAGGAAUGGAACACUUAGUGUAUUGUUUCCAUUGAGUGGUAUAUCAUUGAACAUAUCCGCUAGCGUGGAAAUGUUAUCCCUCAACACUAUAGUUCCUCAAACCUUACAUAAUGUAACAACUGGCCUACUGGGUAAUUAUGACGGAUUAUCUAGUAACGACUUCAUGAUGCCAAACGGGACUGUUCUGUCGCAAGAUAUAUCAGAAAGAGAAGUGUUUGCUUACGGAAAAACAUGGUCAAUUAACGUCAAUGAUUCUGCAUUUAUAUAUGAAGAAGGAACCACACAUUUUGAUUACCAUAAUGUCAGUUAUGUUCCAAGAUUCUUAGAUGAAGUUGACGAAGAAACAAGGAAAGAUGCAGAAAAAGUUUGCAACGGAUCACAAAAUAUUGAGUGUAUAUUUGAUCUUGUUUUCACCGAGAAGACAGAAAUAGCCGAGGAAGCGAAUCGUAUCAAGGGACAAGCUGAUGCAACUCGUGUUGAACUUGAUGAAACAGUUCCAAACUUACUGGGAUGCGCUAUAGUCAAUGUAACAAAAGGAGGUGACGUUAGUUGUAAAGUGACAUUAGAUGAAGGGACAAACAUUUACUUCAAUGAAAAUAACGUCAAUGCUACACUUGAUAAUGUAACAUCGACCGUUUCAUUUAAGCAAAUAGAUGAUUACCCAUCAUUGGUUCGAUUUUCCGCCAAAAAUGCAAACGAUAGAUAUUCGCCUUCAUUUAUUAUAAGUAUCAUAUUAUGCACUGAAUGUAAUGGGAAAGGCUACUGCACGGACGAAAUACGUGAUGAUCCCCGGGAGACCGAAUACUUUAAAUACGCAACUUGCGUCUGCAAACCAGGAUACGAAGGAUUGGAUUGUGAGAGAGAAUUUGAUGCUUGUUCAGAAAAUCCAUGUUCAUUAGGAAGAAAUUGUACAAGCAAUCCAGUUGCAGAACAGUUAGAAAAUGGAAAAGGUUACACGUGCGAACCAUGUCCACUGGGAUUUAAUCCUCUUGAUAAGAACAAUGAAGAGUGUUUAGAUAUCGAUGAAUGUCACCAUAGUGUGUGUGAUCAUAUUUGCACAAAUACUGACGGGAGUUACCAGUGCAGUUGUGAAGCAGGAUUCAGAGUUGAUGUCAAAAAUAUGAGCAGAUGUCGAGACAUAAACGAGUGUGACGAGGCCAGACACAACUGCUCACACAUUUGUAACAACACAAAUGGAGGGUUUACCUGUCAAUGCCAUCCUGGUUAUAUUUUCAAUACUUCGUCGUGGAAAUGUGAUGCCAGUCCCGACGAUAGUGACUCAUGUAGUGAAGAUGACGUAAAUAGAUGCAAUGAGACUUCCGGAUGUGUAAAAGAAACAGACGGCGUUAGUUGUUUCUGUGAGUCUGGGUAUGAGCUUGAUGAAACCGGCGAACGAUGUAAAGAUAUUGAUGAAUGCGAAAGAAGUGUCUGCCCGCAGGAUUGUAAAAAUACAGAUGGAAGUUUUGAAUGCAAAUGUCUCAUUGGAUACGAGUUACAAGGGAAAACAACAUGUAAAAGGUGCGUUGUCCCUAAUUGGGGUGAAAACUGUUCAAAGAAAUGUGAAUGCAGUGGUCAAGGUGCCGAUCGAUGUGACCCUGUUAAAGGUUGUAUAUGUCUACCUGGAUGGACUGGUGAAAAGUGUAACAUCGAUAUAGAUGAAUGCAGAGAUAUCGUUGGUGAUAUCUGCAAAGACUCCCGAAAGAAAUGUGUGAACAAUCAAGGAUCAUACAGCUGUAGAUGUAUAAAGGGAUUUAUUGAAUCCUUCGAAGGAACGUGUAACGAUUUUGAUGAAUGCUUAAACCCAGUUACAAAUGAUUGCACACAGUCAUGUACAAAUACUGUCGGUGGAUAUACGUGUGGGUGUCACAAAGGAUUUUCGAAAAUUAACGAAACACAUUGUAAAGAUAUCGACGAAUGCACUCUCGGAACAGCAGGGUGUGAACAGUUUUGUGAAAAUAGUCCCGGCCAUUACAGCUGUUACUGUUACUAUGGUUACACACUUAACGAUGAUAGAAAAACGUGCUUAAAACUACAAGAUCCAUGUAAGGUGAUAAAUGGCCUUGACUGUUCUCAUUAUUGCUAUGUGAAGGAUGGUACAUUUUCCUGCAAGUGCCGUAAAGGCUUCAAACUACUCCCAGACAACAAGACAUGUAUAGAUAUAAACGAAUGUAGUGAAAAUGUCUUAAAUGAAUGUUCAGUUGGUUCCAAAUGCAACAAUACUAAUGGAUCGUACGUUUGCCAGUGUCCUAUCGGAACAAAACUUGAAAAUGACGGACGUACUUGUUCUGUAUGUGAUGAGUUUCAUUUUGGAAUUGGGUGUUCAAAGAGUUGUAGUUGUCUACAUGGUCAUUGCGACAAGAUAGAAGGAUGUAUUUGUACAGCUGGUUGGGAAGGCGCUAACUGCGACAUUGAUAUAAAUGAGUGUACAAGGAAUGCCAAUGUUUGUAAAGGUGAUCACAUUGAGUGCAUCAACACACCCGGGAGUUCUGUUUGUAAAUGUCAGACAGGAUUUCACAACGUCUCUGGACAUUGCAAAGACAUAGAUGAAUGUCAGGAUAGCACUUUAAAUAAGUGCGAUCAAAACUGCAUCAACAAUAAUGGCAGCUACUCAUGUGCCUGCGAGACUGGCUUUGUAUACCGUGAUGAACAAUGUGAAGAUAUUAACGAAUGUAUAUUGAGUGAUAGAUGUGAUCAAAUAUGUGAAAAUACCGUUGGAAGCUACAGGUGUAUGUGUGAACCAGGAUUCAGCCUGGAUCUGACGGAUAGAAAGUCAUGUAUAGUGAACAACCAAUGCAGAAAUGAAACCAAUACGUGCGGGGAUCAUGCAACAUGUUUUAUCGAAAACGGACAGCGGGAUUGUAUAUGCAGCAAGGGGUUUGAGAAAAAUGGAUCAACGUGUGAAGAUAUUGACGAGUGUGAAGAUGCAAAUGGAAUGUGUACUCAGAUUUGCAACAACACCCUUGGUAGCCAUAUAUGCAGCUGUAACGUUGGCUUCAUCUUGAUGAACGAUGGAAUAACAUGUCAAGCAUGUUCAGAGGGAAUGUUUGGACAGGGGUGUAAAGAAAUAUGCAUAUGUAACACAGCAAAUACGAAAACAUGUGAUAACGUAGAUGGAUCUUGUACAUGCCAUCAAGGCUGGGAAGGCAGGAAAUGUGAUGAAGACACAAAUGAGUGUAAAAGUAACACUGACAAUUGUCCAGAAAACUCGGAAUGUGAAAAUAGUGUAGGAAGCUACAGCUGCAAAUGCAAUUCUGGUUUCACAAUGGGAAGCAAUGGAUUAUGCAUAGACAUUGACGAGUGUAAACUGGAAGAGUAUCCUUGUACACUAGACAUCUGUGAAAAUACUGCCGGAAGCUACGAGUGUAAAUGUAACAUCGGUUUUGCAGAAAUAGAAAAUCAGUGCUUACGGUGUAAGAAUAACACGUUCGGUGAAAACUGCUCGAAAACCUGCGGAUGUAACGGAGAACAUUCUGUGAACAAAUCCCAGACGUGUGACAUCGCCACAGGCAAAUGUAUGUGCCAACCAAACUGGCAAGGUGAUGCGUGCAAUGACGAUGUUGAUGAAUGUGAGGAAAAAUCGAUAUGUAAAGAUAACGAUAAUACUGUCUGUGCUAAUUAUGAUGGCGGAUAUUCCUGCAAUUGUGAACACGGUUAUAAAGAGUACCCUGGUACAAUUUGCAUAAAAGAAUCGCCAAUAAUGAUAGAUCUUACAGUGAAUAUGACUCUUAAAAAUCCACCUGUAAUAUGUUCAGGUAACAACACGGAUCUUUACAAUCACGCGACGACCAGUCUUGGUGAAUUCUAUAGCAUGUAUACAAAGGCUGAUGUCAAUAUUUUUGUGACUAAAUUUAGUUGCAGUCCAGAUGUGUCCCGUAGAAUAAAGACUAUACGUUCAAAGAUAUUGUUGGAGAUAAGUUACACGGUGAGUUACAACGUAGAUGACAAAGAUGUUGCUUCGGAACUGACAGCCGCCACUAUUGAACUAACAAAUGGAGCUAAUCUUACUUUUGGAGGAGUAUUAGUCUUUGUUAUAGCAGUAAAUGUGAAUAGUAAGGAGCCUUGUGAUGUUUACUUAGAGACUCUAGGAAAAUGUGCUGACGGCUUCAGAUGUGAAAUUGAAAAUGAAAGACCAAUUUGCAGACCAAGCAGUUCAAGUGUUAACCUAGCAAUGAUAAUCGGUGUUGCAUGUGGUUUCUUCAUUCUGUUGUUGGUAAUCAUUAUUAUGAUCAGAUGUCUUAGACAGCGAAAUCAAAGAAAAAAGGAUGACCUCAGGAUGCAAAAAGAACUGACAACUGCUUCAGACCUUGGAAAGAAGCUUGAAAACGUGAACAAACGGCAGCAAAAUGUCUACAAUGUGUUAAAUUGGCAGACUGUGGCAGACAUUGAAGAUAAGACCGAUAACAAGUCUAAUAUUUACAUGACCUGGAAAUCAAUAGCUUCAAGAUUCACCAUGUCAUCUGAAAGUGACUCUAAAAGUGAUGGGCAAUUCCACAUUCCUCGAGCUAGAAUGAGGCCAUCUCCUUGUUCAAAUCCGGACUACAUAACACCAAGAGACUUCUGAACCUGUUGGAACCUGUUCUUUUAAUAUGAGUUCAUGAAUAUAUAGAGGCUAUUC